This is a messenger RNA of Puccinia graminis f. sp. tritici CRL 75-36-700-3, 3533 nucleotides long. RefSeq lists its product as uncharacterized. The transcript is spliced from 2 exons. The record is from RefSeq and is a predicted model, not a curated record. Gene Ontology annotation, molecular function: ubiquitin protein ligase activity. Gene Ontology annotation, biological process: negative regulation of gene expression via chromosomal CpG island methylation; protein ubiquitination. NCBI's taxonomy places the organism in Eukaryota, Fungi, Basidiomycota, Pucciniomycetes, Pucciniales, Pucciniaceae. The coding region runs from base 1 to 3060 and encodes 1019 amino acids.
AUGUUUCCUUUCCCUCCGGCCCUUCCGAACCCGACCCAGAGCACCUCCACCGAGCCUCGCCCACCUCCACCAGCGCCAUCUCGCCCUCCUACAUUCACUGCUAUAUCCCAACCUCUCAUCUCCUUCAGCCCAAAGCCAUCCCAACAGCCGCCACUCGACAGGACUUCUCGUCCAAACCCACAGACCUUUGGGCACAUUCCCGGCGUGCUCCCCGGCCAGUCAUGGGACAAGAGGUCAGAAGUCAGUCAGGCCGGUGUACACGCCCCCUACCAGGGCGGAAUCUCCGGCACCGAAGAACGCGGUGGAGCCGAAAGCGUGGUCUUGAAUGACGGCUACCCUGAUGGUGACUGCGGUGACAUUAUCUGGUACAUGGGAAGCGGCGGAUUCAGAACCCCGGAAGGCAAAAAGGCAUCCAUCAUGCAGCAGGACCAAAAGCCCGAUGACCGGUUCAAUCGCUCACUCCAGCGCUCCAUUGCAACUCGAAAUCCAAUCCGAGUCCUCCGAGGUCCCGACGCGAUCCACUCCCCAUGGGCACCUGCGUUUGGAUACCGCUACGAUGGUCUCUAUCAGGCCAUGCGCUCCGAAAUCAUAAAAGAUCCCUCUGGGUGUACCGACUUCAAAUGCGUCAUCUUCCGCUUGGAACGACUCGAGCGAGACCGGUAUGCCAUCCCGGUCAAGUCCGGACAACUCGCAAAAGCGCUCGAGAAGGCCAACCAAGGACGGAACCGAAAAUUGGAAGAAGAUGAAGGCUCUAACACCCCAAACAACCUUCUCAAACGAAGCAAAGUCUCCCGUCCUCGAGACUCAAGCAGCUCUCAACCGCGUCCACUUCCACAACGUCCCCCUCCAUCUCAACCCGAUCCUCUACGCCAGCCGAAACCUCUCCAAAAGCCAUCCAACUUUCAUCGAACGAUUGAGGAACCCACCAUCCCUCUAACCCACCCUACUGAAUCGACCCCACGUAUGAGAGACAUCUUGGGUCAAAUGAAGUUUCAAAUCGUCAAGCCGACUGUCCCAGCUGAUACAGGGCCUCAACCUCCCCCCGCCGUCCCAACUCAAGGCCAUUCACGAGGAACCCCCUCUUCUCAUGUACCAUCGGCUACCAAUUCUUCGGCUCCUUCGAGAUCCCAUUCUACCACAAACCUCCCAGCUCGUCCUCCUUCUCCUUCCAGAUUCCACUCUGCCGACAAUGCCUCAGCCUGUGCCCGCCCAAACUCGCCUACGCGGCGUGAGCGGCCAAGGUCGCCUAUACGGCGUGAGCUGCCGCCAAGGUCGCCUUCACGGCGUGAGCUGCCGCCAAGGUCGCCUUCACGGCGUGAGCUGCCGCCAUGGUCGCCUUCACGGCGUGAGCUGCUGCCAUGGUCGCCUUCGCGGCGUGUCUCACGGGAGUCACCUCCACCGACGAGUCGCAGUGGUGCUGAAACAGGUAGCCGAACUUUCCAUUCAGAAUCUCACUAUCGCCCUCCACCGACGAGUCGCAGUGGUGCUGAAACAGGUAGCCGCACUUUCCAUUCAGAAUCUCACUAUCGCGACAGACGCCCACCACCUUCGCCACACAGAAGCUCCUUCAAUCCAAGGAGUCCUCCAUCUCACAAGGCAUCAUAUGCUCGUCCAUACGAUCGUCCACCGCGUUCCCCUCGUGCUCGCUCGCCGUCUCGUUAUCGGCCAUCCUCUCGACGCUCAUCACCACGCUCAGAAUACCCUCCUCCGGCCUACAAAGACUCGGCCCCUAUUAAAUCACACUCAGAUACAAGACAUCCGGUAGCGGCAAGAAGACGGUCCUCUCCGCCUGCGCCAUCAAUUUCAAGAACAAAUCAUCCCCUACCACAUAUUCCUUCACCAAUCCAUACCGGCUUGAAAUCACCCGUGCAAUCCUCGUCGCUCACCCAAAAAGGCCCUGAGGCAGAGCCACCAACCCCAGACACAAGCUCCAGUUUGAAAUUCUUCUUCCCCGCUCAUCCGGUCUUCGUCCAGAACUAUCCAUCCGCUCAACAUCGUCGUCCAUCCAAUCCUGGUCACAACAAUAAAUCUUCAGCAGUUGGCUCUUCAAACAGGUCAAUUGACAUCAGACUUGAUGUGGUUCUCUCACCUCUACCCUGUGAUGAUUUCGUUAUCCGGCCAGAUGAUCACCAGAAUCAAGUUGAUCACCAGACUCAAGCUCAGCAGUUGAAUCAGACUCAAGCUGAUCAUCAGACACGAGUUGAUCACCAGACUCAAGCUCAGCAGCCGAAUCCAUUGCAAGACGUCUCGGACAGCCCUCGCUCCUCACCCAUGUCUCUCGACUCUGACUUCCCGGCCUCAAGCCCAGAUCACUCAUGUAACACUAGUCCAACAGCCACUCACUCACCCGAAGUGGCUACUAAAAACAUCACCGAACCCGAAAUUCCUCGUACCGCUGCAGGUGACCCUGCCACCCCUAGAAGUCUUUGCUCAGAACCGGACAGUGCGUGGGUGAGGAUGGAACUUGAAGUUGAUGAGUUGGAUGAGGCUAAGCCCAAUAUUGCUGCCCAGUGUGAUGAUCAACCGGGGUCUCCAAUGAAACAGAAGGAGAAUCCUUCAGCAGGGCCAACCCAUGGUGGUCUCGAGAUUAACACCCAAUCCUUGAGCGAGGAUAUCGACAUGCUGAACUCGCCCGAUGAUGAUGAAGGCACGGCCCAUGAUGGGGAGAGACAUGAGCUGAAGGAUGAGAUGUUUGAGUGUGAGCUGGACGAUCUCGAGUCGAUCUGGGGGAAGAGUGAUGAAGCUGACGGGCCGGGGGUGGACGACGCGGACCGAAUCCGCUCAAAGAGUGGCUCAGAGGAGCACUGGAGUGCCACCAAGAGCUCUUCUGAUGACCAUUCAGUCACUGGCACCGAGGGAACCAUGGUCAGCGACGAUGACGAGGAUCUCGACGGAUUCCCUAUCGACCUUAGUCUUCCCGUCGACUGGUGGGAUUCGGAGCCCAAACCCAAACACCCCUUUGAUAACCUUCCCGUCCUCUGGGAUCACAUUAAUGCCACUUACACUCUUGCCGGAUUCAAGCUCGACAUUGAGGACCAUAUCUCUCUUGAUCAUUCUUAGAACAAUCCUGAACACCCUCAAACUCUCUUUGGUUCUCCUCUUACCUAAUACCACUUAUUUUUUUUGUUUUUAUUCUCAUAAAAGUAUAUAUAUCAACUUCUGCUUUUUCUUCAACUCUCUAGUUGUUACUUUUCUUCAGUCUUAUUUCUUGCUUUUCAUAUUUAUUCAUGUUAUGUCUUUCUUUUUUUUUUCUUCUUCAUGAUUUCUAUUCCUUUUUUCUUCUUCUUUUUUUUUUCUUUUCUCUUUUUGUGAGGUGCUUUGCAUUUCUCUCAUUUGUUUUUUCUUCUGGGGUUGAGGGGACAAGUUAGGCAGAAGCAGACAUAAGACUCAUAUCAAAACCCAUCACGGCUAUCAAUGACACUAGUGAAGAUUCCAAUCAAACAAGGACUGGUGAUUGAGAUUCUAAUUGUGUAUUUAGGACAAUGAUAUCUGAUUGAACAUCACUUAAUACCAAGAAUCAUAUUUAUCUUACA